Choloepus didactylus (southern two-toed sloth) is the source of this 1491-nucleotide messenger RNA. RefSeq names its product matrilin 1 (gene MATN1). Bases 1 to 1491 code for a protein of 496 amino acids. The record is from RefSeq and is a predicted model, not a curated record. Lineage: Eukaryota; Metazoa; Chordata; Mammalia; Pilosa; Megalonychidae. Gene Ontology annotation, molecular function: calcium ion binding. The transcript is spliced from 8 exons.
AUGAGGGUCCUCGCCAGUGCCGGCCUUGUGCUCUGCGGCCUGCUGCUGCUCCUCCAGGCCCCCGCCACCCUGGGCCUGGCCCCCCAGUCCAGAGGGACCCUCUGCCGGACGCGGCCCUCGGACGUGGUGUUUGUGGUGGACAGCUCGCGCAGCGUGCGGCCCGUGGAGUUUGAGAAGGUGAAGGUGUUCCUGUCCCAGGUCAUCGAGUCGCUGGACGUAGGGCCCAAUGCCACCCGGGUGGGCGUGGUCAACUACGCCAGCGCCGUGAAGCAGGAGUUUCCGCUGCGGGCCCACAGCUCCAAGGCUGCGCUGCUGCAGGCCGUGCGCCGCAUCCAGCCCCUCGCCACGGGCACCAUGACCGGCCUGGCCAUCCAGUUUGCCAUCACCAAGGCCUUCAGCGACGCCGAGGGUGGCCGUGCCAGGUCCCCCCACAUCAGCAAGGUGGCCAUCGUGGUGACGGACGGGAGGCCGCAGGACAGCGUGCGGGACGUGUCUGCGCGGGCCCGGGCCAGCGGCGUCGAGCUGUUUGCCAUCGGCGUGGGCCGCGUGGACAAAGCCACGCUGAGGCAGAUCGCCAGCGAGCCGCAAGAGGAGCACGUCGACUACGUGGAGAGCUACAGCGUCAUCCAGAAGCUGUCCAAGAAGUUCCAGGAGGCCUUCUGCGUGGUAUCAGAUCUGUGUGCCACAGGGGACCAUGACUGUGAGCAGGUGUGCAUCAGCUCCCCCGGCUCCUACACCUGUGCCUGCCGCGAGGGCUUUACCCUGAACAGUGAUGGCAAGACCUGCAAUGUCUGCAGCAGUGGUGGUGGCAGCUUGGCCACUGACCUUGUCUUCCUCAUCGAUGGGUCCAAGAGCGUGCGGCCGGAGAACUUUGAGCUGGUAAAGAAGUUCAUCAACCAGAUCGUGGACACACUGGACGUGUCGGACAAGCUGGCCCAGGUGGGGCUGGUGCAGUACUCGAGCUCUGUGCGCCAGGAGUUCCCUCUGGGCCGCUUCCACACCAAGAAGGACAUCAAAGCGGCGGUGCAGGACAUGUCCUACAUGGAGAAGGGCACCAUGACCGGGGCUGCCCUCAAGUACCUCAUCGACAACUCCUUCACCGUAUCCAGCGGGGCCAGGCCUGGCGCCCAGAAGGUGGGCAUUGUCUUCACGGAUGGCCGGAGCCAGGACUACAUUAAUGACGCGGCCAAGAAGGCCAAGGACCUGGGCUUUAAGAUGUUUGCCGUGGGUGUGGGCAACGCUGUGGAGGACGAGCUGAGGGAAAUUGCCUCGGAGCCUGUGGCAGAGCACUACUUCUACUCGGCCGACUUCAAGACCAUCAAUCAGAUCGGCAAGAUAUUGCAGAAGAAGAUCUGCGUGGAGGAAGACCCGUGUGCCUGCGAGUCCAUUGUGAAAUUCCAGACGGAAGUGGAGGGGCUGCUGCAGGCUCUGACCAGGAAGCUGGAAGCUGUGAGCAAGCGGCUGGCGGUGCUGGAGAACAGAAUCGUCUAA